UUUUUUUUUUCUUUUUUAUACAUAUAUAUAUCAUGUCGCAAGGAACAAACGCGUAUAUGGUUGCCAACUUGUUGGAAAAAAUGAGUAACGAAGACAGGGAUUUUCGUUAUAUGGCUCUGAAUGAUUUGAUGAACGAACUUCAAAAAGAAUCUUUUCAAAUGGAAACCAUGAUUGAGAGUAAAGUAGUAAAGGCUGUGUUGCAACUGAUGGAUGAUAAGAAUAGCGAAGUUCAAAACUUGGCUGUCAAAUGUCUUGGUCCUUUGGUGAAGCAAAUCAAUGAGAACCAUCUGUUGCAAAUCAUUGAUUGCCUCUGUCAAUAUGCUUCUCAACAGACAAAUGAAGAAUUGCGUGGCAUUGCUAGUAUUGGUUUGAAAGCUGUCGUGAUGGAAGUCGAUGUUACUAAAGGUCAUCAAGUCUCUGAACGCAUUAUUCCUCAUUUAUUGGCUACUAUGGAAAAGAGUGAUGCUUCCUAUGAAAUGCAGAUGGAUACAUUGGAUGCUUUAUCAGAAAUGUUGUCUCGAUUUGGUAGUCAGAUAUCUGUAGCUCAACAAACCAAGAUUCAAGCUGCCUUACUACCUUUACUUUCUUAUAACCGUGCUGCAGUCAGAAAGAGAGUGACGAUUGCUAUUGGCUAUUUAGUCGUCCAUACGCAUGAUGAACUCUUUAGUCAGUUGUAUGGUUACCUUGUGGAAGGAUUACGCACCAACACAGUCAAUGAAAAGACAAGAACCUUGGUCCAAUGUGCAGGUGUCUUGAGUCGUUCAAGUGCAACCCGUAUUGGCAAGCAUUUGACUGAAUUGGUGCCUAUCAUUAUUGACUAUACGCUUAAAGCAGAUGACGAUGACGAAUUAAGAGAGAUCUGCUUACAGACUUUGGAAUCCUUUAUUCUUCGAUGUCCUACUGAAAUGACAAGUUCUGUUCAAGACAUUAUGUCACUCUGUUUAAAUUACAUCAAAUAUGACCCUAAUUUUGUGGAAGAAGAUGACAAUGAGGAAAAUGAAGACAAUGAGGAUAUGGAUCUGGAAGAAGAUGAUGACUUUGAUGAUGAACAAGAUGAUUUCGAUGAUGAUGAUGACGACAUGUCGUGGAAAGUACGUCGAUCAGCUUCCAAAGUCUUGUCUGCUAUUAUUGAGACACGCUCUGAUCUAUUGGACCAAUUGUAUGAGACAGUGGCUCCUGUGCUUAUCCUUCGGUUCAAGGAACGCGAAGAAUCAGUGCGUGUGGAUAUUUUGACAACUUUUAUUGCUCUCCUUAGACAAACCAAUGUCUAUGCAGAAGACACAAAUCAUUCAGAAGGUCCUCGUCAAUUAUUACGCGCUCAAGUGCCUAAGUUGUGUCGCUCACUUGCGAAACAAUUGACACCCAAAUCCCCACAAACACGUCAAAUUGGAUUUCACCUGUUGAGAGAAAUCAUUGUCGUGCUUCAUGGUGGUCUUGAAGAACAAAUGGACUUGUUUGUAUCUCCUAUUGAAUCUUCUUUGAUCACCACAGCUACAGAUCAGCAACAAUCUUCUUCUAAUCUCAAGAUUGAAAUCUUGUAUUUCUUGCGCUUGUUCUUCCAUCAUCAUCCAGCAGACCAUGUUCGCUCUUUUAUUCCUCGUUUGGCGCCUGCUGUGAUCCAGUCUGUCUCUGACAAGUUUUACAAGAUUAGUUCUGAAGCCUUCUUGGUCUGUAUUGAGCUGAUCAAGGUCAUUCGUCCUAUUGUGCCUGAAAUGGGUGCUUCUCAAGCUCAACCUGAUCAUACGGCCUACUUGUUUGAAAUCUACCAUGUUACGAUGCGUGUCUUGAGUACCAGUGAUGCUGAUCAAGAAGUAAAAGAACGAUCCAUUAUGUGUCUCGGUGCUCUUUUGGCUCAAGUAGGCGAUGUACUCCAAGCACAACAAAGGGAGGCAUGGGAUGUACUGUUGGAAAGACUGAGAAAUGAAGUCACUCGCUUGAUCAGUGUGCGUACCUUGACUUAUGUGUCACGAAGCCCUGUCGCUGCAGGACCUGAACUGCAGCGCUGUAUCUUAUUAGCCAUCGACGAUAUUGCCUUGUUGCUGCGUAAAAGUAACCGUCCUUUAAGGAUUGCCAGUCUGGAAUGUUUGACAGUCUUGAUUGAUCAGUUUGGUUCUCAAUUAAGACAUGAACAUUUUGUGACCUUGUUGGUUGAACUGAAGCCCUUGGUCACAGACAAUGAUCUCCAUCUCUUGCCCUUGGCUCUUAAGACAGUCGAGUCCAUGUUGACAGUGCGACCUGACACGGUGGAACAAGUCAAGAUGCAUAUUGUGCCCUUGUUGUUCCGAUUGAUUGAGUCUCCUUUACUUCAAGGAUCUGCCCUCAAUAGUUUGUUGAGUAUGUUGACUGCUUUUGUCAAGGCAAGUCCUGAAGACUAUGCUUCUUUAGUCAAGGGUUUAGUGGAUCCUUUGUUGCAUGUCAAGACAUCUGGUGUCUCUGCAGGCGGUGUUGCUGCUGUAGCGAACAAACAAGCUGCUUCUACUGUAGCUCAAUGUGUUGCUGUCUUGGCUGCUCAUAUAGACUCAUCUCACCGUGAUCCUACCUUACGUGAAUUCCAAUCCUAUCUUCAACAGCCUGCUACAAAUGAUUCCAUCAAAUACUUGUCUUUGUUGACCUUGGGUGAAAUUGGUCGUCGUAUCCGACUUGACCAGAUGGCCUCUGAUGUACUUGCUUUGUUCUCUGCUCAAUCUGAAGAAGUGAAGUUUGCUGCUGCCUUUGCUCUGGGUAAUAUCUGCGUGGGUAACAUGCAGACGUAUCUCCCAAGCAUCUUGGAUCAAAUCAGACAAGAACCCAAGCGUCGUUACUUGUUGUUGCAUGCACUCAAGGAGAUCAUCACACGUUAUGAUACUGCACACGACAACACUUUAGCUGGAGCAGCAGAUAAAGUCUGGCAGUUGUUAUUGAGCAGCAGUGAAGGCGAUCAAGAAGAAGGCACACGUACUGUGGUGGCUGAAUGUCUUGGUAAAUUAGCCUUAACGCAUCCUACCAAGUUUUUACCUCAACUUCAAGAUCGAUUGAACAGCCCUUCUGCUCAUGUACGGGCUACGGUUGCUACUGCAAUCAAGUAUGCUGUUGUGGAUCCAUCCGUCGCUUAUGAUGAACUAUUGAAGCCUAUAAUGGUCCAAUUCUUGACGCUAUUACAAGACACAGAUCUAAAUGUCAAACGAUUGGCUCUCUUGACAGUCAAUUCAGCUGUGCAUCGUAAGCCUUAUCUGAUUCGUGACAUCUUGUCUCCAUUGAUUCCUUUGUUGUAUGCAGAGACAGUGGUGAAAGAAGAAUUGAUUCAUACAGUCGAGAUGGGUCCAUUUAAGCACAAAGUGGAUGAUGGUCUUGAGAUCAGAAAGGCUGCUUAUGAAUGUAUGUAUACCUUGUUAAGUACUUGUUUAGACAAGAUUGAUGUCUAUGGUUUCUUGGACCAUAUCUGUGUUGGCCUUGAUGAUCAACAUGAUAUUAAAAUGUUGGCUUAUUUGAUGCUGAUUCGAUUAAGCAAAGUGACACCUACGGUUGUUGCUCAGCGCUUGGAUGAUUUAGUGACUCCAUUCAAGGCUACUUUAGAAUUCAAGAUGAGAAGUAAUGCUGUCAAACAAGAAGUAGAAAAGAAUCAAGAAUUGAUUCGUGCUGUUUUACGUUGUAUUGUAGCCUUGCAUCCCUUGGCUGAUCCUACGAUAGCACCUCGUUUUGAUCAUCUUGAGUUAGAAGUAUCCACAGGUCCAUUGGCUGAAGAAUUCAAAUUGGCUGUGACUGAAGCAGAAAGUCGAGAGAAUAGAGUGGAUUUAAUGGAUCUUUCCCAUCAUUGAUGCGGUGUUUUAAAAAUAUGUAUACGUUGAUCGCGUUUAAAAAAUAAAACAGGUUGUUCCUUUCUUUU
Molecule: messenger RNA, 3862 nt
Organism: Gilbertella persicaria
Lineage: Eukaryota; Fungi; Mucoromycota; Mucoromycetes; Mucorales; Choanephoraceae
Product: armadillo-type protein
Exons: 7
Coding region: 33-3794 (1253 amino acids)
Biological process (GO): SCF complex assembly; protein ubiquitination
Cellular component (GO): nucleus
Source: RefSeq, a predicted model, not a curated record